This is a messenger RNA of Phalacrocorax carbo (great cormorant), 1446 nucleotides long. The record is from RefSeq and is a predicted model, not a curated record. NCBI's taxonomy places the organism in Eukaryota, Metazoa, Chordata, Aves, Suliformes, Phalacrocoracidae.
AUGCUGGGUGGGGGCGUGGCAAGCGGAAGCUCCGCCCCCUCCGCGCCGGAGUUCCCGUGCGGGGGGCAGCACCGCGGGGAGUCGGGGUUCAUCGCCAGCGAGGGCUUCCCCCGCCACUACCCGCCCGGCCGCAACUGCACCUGGACCAUCACGGUCCCCGAGGGGCAGGUGGCCACCCUCUCCUUCCGCGUCUUCGACCUGGAGCCGGACCCGCGGUGCCGCUUCGACUCGCUCUCGGUGUUCGGGGGCCACGGGCCGGGGGCGCCGCUGCUCGGCCGCUUCUGCGGGACGUUCCGGCCCGGGGCGCUGCGGGCGGCCGGGAACCGCCUGCUCCUGCGCAUGGAGAGCGACGCCGCCACCGCCGGCCGCGGCUUCCUCGCCUGGUUCAGCGCCGGCCUCCCCCCGGCCCACGGGCCCCCCCACGGACGGCGGCGUUCGGGGGUUAAUAAUAAACCCCAUUUUUUCGGGGAGUCCUGGCACUAUUUUGACGAGCACCAGUUUUGCGGGGGGCGCCUGGAGAAGCCCCAGGGGAGCCUGAAGACCCCGAACUGGCCGGAGGAGAAUUACCCCGCCGGGAUCAGCUGCUCCUGGCACAUCGUGGCGCCCCCCGAAAAGGUGGUCGAGCUGAGGUUCGGGAAGUUCGACGUGGAGCCCGACGCCCACUGCCGCUACGACUACGUGGCUGUGUUUGAGGGGGGGGAGACGGACGACGCGCGGAGGGUGGGGAAGUUCUGCGGGGAGGAGACCCCCGGCCCCAUCGUCUCCUCCGGCCGCGAGCUGCUGGUGCAGUUCGUCUCGGACCUGAGCGUGACGGCCGACGGCUUCUCGGCCACCUACACCAUGAGGAGCCGCGACGCGGCCCCGGAGCCCGGCCCCGACGCCCUGAACCCCAAAGCCAAGGGGGGCGGGAAAGGGAAAGCCCCCCCCAGCCCGAAAACGGUGACGGCGGCUGCCACCGUCGUCCCCGUCACGGCGACCCCCUGCCCCCAGCGAUGCCGGCGCGCCGGGACGCUGCAGAGCAACUUCUGCGGCAGCGACUUCGUGCUGACCGGGACGGUGAAGUCGGUGUCGCGGGGUCCCCCCCAGGAGCGGGGCUGGGCCGUGGUCUCCAUCCUCGGCCUCUACAAAUCGGGGGGGCUGGGGGUACCCCAGCCCGCCAAGGGGGCCACGCUGCGCCUCCAGCUGCCCUGCCGCCUCUGCCCCGUCCUCAAGAAAGGCUCCAGCUACAUCCUGAUGGGGCAGGUGGGGGCGGACGGGGGGGCCGUGCUGCCCCCCGACGCCUUCGUCGUCCCCUACCGCCAGCAGCAGCAGCAGGUUUUGGGGAACCUCAGCAAAAGGCCGUGUCGGGGGAACCCCUGAGACCCCCCCCCACCCGGGUCCCGGACCCCCCCCCCAAAUUUUGGGGACACCCCCCCCCCCAUAUGCAAUAAAGGGCACAGAGCUGGA